Vanrija pseudolonga is the source of this 600-nucleotide messenger RNA. RefSeq lists its product as uncharacterized. The transcript is spliced from 2 exons. Lineage: Eukaryota; Fungi; Basidiomycota; Tremellomycetes; Trichosporonales; Trichosporonaceae. Bases 1 to 600 code for a protein of 199 amino acids. The record is from RefSeq and is a predicted model, not a curated record.
AUGCCUCCCUCUACCAUGACUCCCCCGCCCACGCCCCCCACCACCAUGCCCACCACCACCACGCCCACCACCCCCACCACGCCCACGACGCACCGCCCAAUCUACGCCGUCCCCACCACCAAACCCCCGACCCUACACCUCCCCAGCACCGCCACCACCGGAGCCGACUUCUCGCUCCAGCUAAGCCUGUACCUGAACGCGAAGCGCACCCGCCUCUCCCCGAACCGGCAGGCGCUGUCCUUCUCGCCCAUGGCUGAGCGCGACGUCGCGCUGGCGCAGGGCGCCGUGUGUGGCUCGUACAAGAUGCCAUACAUCCACGCCACGGCGCACUUCGACUCCCCGCUGGCCGAGGCGCGCGCGCUCGCCUUCUGGGCCGACGAGUGGAACUGCGAUUACCUCCAGUGCAAGCUUGACGUCCUCGCUGGCGCGCUUGUCGACCUCGGCGACAGCGGAGUCCAGACGCGCAUCACGAUGCUCGUCACUUCGCCCCAGGCGGACGACGACGCCGACCUGUUCCUCGAGUCGUUUGUCCUCUGCUGCCAUGAGACGGUCGUCACCCUCACCGUGUUUGAGCACGGAGGUGUCACGUCGUCGCCGUGA